Messenger RNA from Staurois parvus, 402 nucleotides. The record is from the annotation of a GenBank genome assembly. NCBI's taxonomy places the organism in Eukaryota, Metazoa, Chordata, Amphibia, Anura, Ranidae.
AUGUACACACAGACACAUGUAUGUACAUACACACAAACACACACACACAGACACAUGUACACACACACAUACAUGUACAUAUACGCAGACACAUGUAUAGAUACACACAUGUACAUGCAUACACAAACACACCCACCUAUAAAAAGUUGCAGUACUUCGGUGUUCACUCACAGAGCUGGGUGCUACACUCUAGGGGGAGGCAGAGAGCACAGCACACACUUUUUCCUUUGCUUUCACUGCGCUCAGCUAUCAAGCAGUCUGACGGCUCCCAGUGCCAAUGACAGAUCCGGCCUGAGCUCCGAGCCUGCUCAGCAAGACGGCCCUGGGGGAUACACUCACCCCCACCAUAAUUUCCACUCACCAUUGGCAAGCAAGCGAGUGGAAAUGUCAAGGCCUGCCCUA